Messenger RNA from Exophiala xenobiotica, 1925 nucleotides. RefSeq lists its product as uncharacterized. Bases 346 to 1392 code for a protein of 348 amino acids. The record is from RefSeq and is a predicted model, not a curated record. Gene Ontology annotation, molecular function: methyltransferase activity. The transcript is spliced from 2 exons. Lineage: Eukaryota; Fungi; Ascomycota; Eurotiomycetes; Chaetothyriales; Herpotrichiellaceae.
GGACACCCAUGCCGAGCCACGUAUACUACGAUGCAUCCGUCUUCCCCGUCCGCUUCUUUCUUCUCUCGUUGGCUCUCUUUAUUGGUUGGGCCAUAUAGAGUCACUGACAUCCCACCAACGUCGAUACCGACAAUCACAAACCGAAUCGGCCCGCUGGAUCCUCCCACUAUCUGGCGACAUUAACUUGGACUCUGGUCUACGAGUAGCGAGGGUGGUCCCUUCUCUGACUUCUUCCCUUCUUCAUCCUGGACCUUUGUCUCUGUGCUAUAUGUGUCUUGUUGCAUUAUCAACACAUCAAGCCGUGUAAGCUCAUCCAAAGAGCAUUGACCAAGCGCGACAUCGACCAUGUGCGUGGACGAGGCUCAAUCCGCCAAUCCGACAGCGCAGCCACCUGGUAGCCACCAACCGGCACUCUUACCUGAUUCCGAUCACAGCGACGCUGAUUCUGCAUUUGGCGGAUCUGCCGAUGGCUCGUGGACGGCAUCUCUGGCUAGCUCAGUCUUGAACUACAAGUACGAGAAUGGCCGAAGGUACCACGCAUAUCGUGAAGGACAAUAUAUUCUACCGAACGAUGAGGACGAGCAGGAUCGACUCGAUAUGCUUCACCACAUUUACAAGAUGAUUUUAGGUGGAGCUUUAUAUCGGGCUCCGCUCAAAGAGCCACAGCGGGUUCUCGACAUGGGUUGUGGUACAGGCUUAUACUGUAUUGAAUUCGGCGACGAGCACCCCGCAUCGAUUGUUGUUGGUGUAGACCUCAGUCCGAUUCAACCAGAGUUUGUCCCUCCAAACGUCAAGUUUUACGUCGACGAUAUCGAGAGCGAGUGGACAUACCCCCCUUCGGAGCAUUUUGAUUUUAUUCACGGCCGAGCUCUCUGUGGGAGCGUAGCCGACUGGCCGAAGCUGUUCAAGCAGUCACUCCAAAACCUGAAGACUGGUGGCUGGAUGGAGAUGCAAGAGUAUCAGUGUCAUGUCUGGAGCGACGAUGGCACAGUUGAUGAGGCCAUUUACCUCAAAGACUGGGUGGAGCAAAUGAAUGAAGCAAGCAAGAAAUUCGGCAAACAGUUGAAGACAGCUGUUGCCUUGAAGGCGCACAUGCAGGACGCUGGCUUUGUGGAUGUUCAUGAAGAAAUAUAUAAAGUACCAAUCGGGCCGUGGGCGAAGGGUAAGAAGUAUAAGGAGCUUGGCACUUUCUAUCGAGCUCAAUUUCUCGAUGCCGUCGAGCCGUUUACGCUGGCUUUAUUCACCAGAGUCCUGGGAUAUAGUGCGGAUGAAGCGAAGAUUGUCAUCGCCAGAGUUAAGAGGGAUCUGGUCAACCCAAAGUUGCACAUGUAUGUGCACUUCCACUUUGUAUGGGGGCGGAAAGCCGCUGAGCCAAGGGCAAGUGAAGGCUGAAAAAUGGCAAAACGAUUUAUGGCUGCGGAAGCCAAUGAAAGAUUGAAAGCGGAAAGGCACGAAUUUACCUUCGUUUAGCCGCAAGGACGGCGGCGCAGUACCAGGGACCGUCGACCGAUACCAACGAGGACCCGAGAUGGAAGCUCACAUGCUAGGUUUGAUGCAAUGAAGACUGUCACAGCGAGGAAAGUUGUUCUGAAGCGCUGCUGAUGGUGUUUUACCAGGAUCUUCAAGGAGGACUAAAGGCAAGUCCAGAAGAUGGCGAAGGUGUCGUAAAAGAGAGACUUGCAUGAUGAAUCUCUCGGGAGUCACUGCUUUCGGCAUUUUCCUGCCAUCGACGAGUGGGCUGCACGACAAGGCGUUUUCAGGGCUGUUGUGCUCUCCUGAUGAAGGGACGAUGUGCCUGCCCAACCUGGAAGAGCCCAAAGGCGGGUCUGAGGCCAAUGUGAGAUAUCAUAAUACCAAAAGUUUAUGGAAUGUUCAGCAUCAAGUUGCAAAGAAGCAGUGCCUUUCCGGAAGAGAUGACCUUGCCA